Molecule: messenger RNA, 3722 nt
Organism: Dromiciops gliroides (monito del monte)
Lineage: Eukaryota; Metazoa; Chordata; Mammalia; Microbiotheria; Microbiotheriidae
Gene: ME1
Product: malic enzyme 1
Biological process (GO): pyruvate metabolic process; malate metabolic process
Cellular component (GO): mitochondrion
Molecular function (GO): malate dehydrogenase (decarboxylating) (NAD+) activity; malate dehydrogenase (decarboxylating) (NADP+) activity; NAD binding
Source: RefSeq, a predicted model, not a curated record
AUGACUCAGCGCUUCCUCGUCGCUGCGGGCAAGGGGCGGGCCGAGGACAGUGGCUCGGCUCCGGCCCGGCCCGGCGGGGCUCCUCCCGGUGCUGCCACCCCCGUCCCCGCCCCCUCCUCCGCGGGGCCCUCCCCGCAGCGGCCGCGGCGGCGACUACAACCCCAGGAGCAGCAGCGGUCACAACGUAGCCUCUCGCCUCCGCCGCCGCCGCCGCUCCUGCAGCAUCAGCCGAGGCAGCCGCCGCGCGCUCCCCCCCCACGCUCCCGACGCCGCCGCCCGUCCCGCCCCCCGGCGCCCCAGCGCCCCCCGCGCACGCGAAGCCUCCCAGAAGCCGCCGCCGCACGAGCCGCCCGCCCCUCGCACCCGGCAGCCAUGGAUCCCGCGGUUCACACCCUCUACACCCAGAAGCGGGGCUACGACUUGACGCGGAACCCCCACCUCAACAAGGGUAUGGCUUUCACUUUGGAAGAGAGACAACAGUUGAAUAUACAUGGAUUACUGCCACCUUGUUUUCUUGGUCAAGACAUCCAGGUCUUGCGAGUUGUUAAGAAUUUUGAACGGCUUAACUCAGAUUUUGACAGAUACCUUCUUUUAAUGGGUCUUCAGGAUGAAAAUGAAAAGCUUUUCUAUAGAGUGCUGACUUCUGAUGUUGAGAGAUUCAUGCCUAUUGUUUAUACUCCCACGGUGGGACUGGCUUGCCAGCAAUAUGGCCUAGCAUUUCGGAGGCCAAGAGGUCUCUUUAUCAGUAUCCAUGACCGAGGUCACAUUGCUACAUUGCUUAAGUCAUGGCCUGAAGAUGUUGUCAAGGCUGUUGUGGUGACUGAUGGAGAAAGGAUCCUUGGCUUGGGUGAUCUUGGCUGCAAUGGAAUGGGCAUUCCUGUUGGCAAACUGGCAUUGUAUACCGUCUGUGGAGGGAUGAAUCCUCGAGAGUGUCUGCCUGUCACCCUCGAUGUGGGAACUGAGAAUAAGGAGUUACUAAAAGAUCCUUUAUAUAUUGGAUUGAGGCAGAAAAGAGUGAGAGGACCUGAAUAUGAUGACUUUUUGGAUGAAUUCAUGGAGGCAGUUACUUCCAGGUAUGGAAUGAAUUGUCUUAUUCAGUUUGAGGAUUUUGCCAAUGCAAAUGCAUUCCGUCUUUUAGAGAAGUACCGGAACAAAUAUUGCACAUUCAAUGACGACAUUCAAGGAACAGCAUCUGUUGCAGUUGCGGGUCUCCUUGCAGCUCUGCGAAUUACUCAGAACAAGCUGUCUGAUCACACAAUUCUAUUCCAAGGAGCUGGAGAGGCUGCCUUAGGGAUCGCAAACCUUAUUAUUAUGGCCAUGGAAAAAGAAGGGAUAUCCAAGGAGAAAGCCAUUAAAAGGAUAUGGUUGGUUGACUCAAAAGGAUUAAUAGUUAAGGGACGUGCCUCUUUAACACAUGAAAAAGAAAAAUUUGUCCAUGAACAUCGUGAAAUGGAUAAGCUUGAAGAGAUUGUCCGAGAAAUAAAGCCAACUGCCCUCAUAGGAGUUGCUGCAGUUGGUGGUGCUUUCACAGAACGGAUUCUCAAGGAUAUGGCUUCCUUCAAUAAGAGACCCAUCAUUUUUGCUCUAAGUAACCCAACGAGCAAAGCAGAGUGUUCUGCAGAGCAGUGCUACCGAAUGACAGAGGGACGUGGCAUUUUUGCCAGUGGCAGUCCAUUUGAUCCUGUCACUCUUCCAGAUGGUCGGACCUUCUAUCCUGGCCAAGGCAACAAUUCCUAUGUAUUUCCUGGAGUAGCACUUGGUGUUGUAGCAUGUGGAUUGAAGCACAUCAUUGAUAAAAUCUUUCUCACUACUGCUGAGGUUAUAGCUCAGGAAGUGUCACCUCAACACUUGAAAGAGGGUCGUCUAUAUCCUCCUUUGAAUACCAUUCGAGAUGUUUCCUUCAAAAUUGCAGUGAAGAUUGUGGAAGAAUCAUAUCUUGAUAAUUCAGCUACUGUCUACCCUGAGCCCCAAGAUAAGGAAGCAUUCGUCCGUUCUAUGGUUUACAGCACUGAUUAUGACCAGAUUCUCCCUGACUGUUACCCUUGGCCUAAGGAGUCAAUGAAAAUCCAAAAUAUUCAUCAGUUCUAGAAACACAGUAAAGCAGCAAAUAUUUGUGGCUCUGUUGGUGGCAUUUUGAAGUUUUUUCCUUUGUCCAAGAUGAACACUUUUUGUAAUGAUUGAAAAAGCUCUCAAAUUAAGAUAAUUUUUAUAUAUUAACUUUAUAGUUUAACUAUCUCUUGAUUGAUUGACAGUCAUUAAUCCAGGUUAGAAUAAACAGCCCUUUGGAUCAUAGUCCAGUAUUUGCAUUCUGUUUGUUCAUAUUUUCAACACGAAUCUUUCUGCCCCAAGUUCUUUUUAAAGGUUGUACCUACUGAAAAUCUCAUUAUUUUUACAUAGUACACUGAAUAUUAACAUUAAAACUAGCAAUAAAUCAAUACAAGCAACUUUAAGAUAUGUGAUCCUUUUGUUAACCAUUUUGUUAAGCUGUACUUUUAUAAGAAUAAUAAGUUUUGGGAACAGAGCCUUUAUACUUACAACAGAAACUACAAUGUCAAUAUCUUUGCAGUUUCUAAAGAAAGUGACUUCUCAGGUUUUCAUCAGUAGCCCUUGAUUAUGUUGGUUCAAUUUUUUCAACUGAUUAAAAUUUUUUUUGAGAAGGCUCAAUCAAUACUGUUUACAAUGCUUUGUAUAACUCCUUGUUUAUUUCCUUUCCAUCAUUCACCUUAUUCAGUAAUACUCUACUUUAUCCACUGCAUUCCCUGCAAAGAACUUCACCACCUCCUGAGACACACCUUCCCACUCUGCAGCUAUCAUGCCAUAGCUUUGGGGAAAGGGACCACGCCCCUGUUUUCAACGGAGGCCCAUUCCCAUUCUCUGUGGUAUAGCAGCUGGGAGAUAAAGAAGGCAAAGUGAGGUUAAGAAUGUUCCUUUUAGCAAGACCCCCCUGGGUCUGAGACUUAGUCUCUGUAACAAGUUGUCUUUCUGUAUGGCUUAGUGCCAUAACUCCAAACCAGCUGACUGGGUUGUUCCUUCUUUUCCAUUAAUACUUAUCCAUUGUUAACUCAGGUAAUUGAGAGUUACCUGUAUUGCACUAAAAUAAUCUACCUCUGCAGUUCAGAGGGAAAUUAUAAAUGAAAAAUUUAUAGAACACUAUUCCCAAUAAGUCACCUGUAUCUUGUUUUUAGUUCUGUUCUAUAGGAAAUAGUCUUGCAUCAACUAUAAGCCAUCAUUUUACAAUUACCGUGAUAGUUAUAGAAGAACAUUUCUUGGGAUACUGAAGAGUUUUACUUUAACAGUCAGCAGUUGAGCCAAUGACAUAAUUCGAAAGCUCAGGUUUAACAAUCAUUUAUUAUUUAUCUAUAGAAUUAUUUUAUUAAGACUUUUUCUUCCUUUUGAGGUCAUUCUUUUGAUGAUAUACUUCGAGGUAAAAUGCACUAGAAAAAUAUUUUCUACAGUCAAAGACUAUACCAAAUUUUGUUUUUAAGGACUAAGAAAAAUGGAGUGGUAGAGGUGGGAGUAGGAGUUUUAAGGGUAAAAGUCAACAGAGUUGUCUAAUUGUUUUGAGAAAGUAGCUGAAUGAAUGUCAUCACUCUUCCCUGUUUCUACGUUUUCUUGAAGCUCUAGUAAAACCUAUUUAGCUAUGCAAAAAGAUUGUAAUGAACUAUUAAAAAUAUAAAUGCUUAACCUAAAGAGUGAUUUAAUAAAAUAAUAAAAGAUGCUUA